CAUGCAACUCUAUGAAAGUUUCGAAGAGAAAAAGACACGAUACAGAUGCAAAUGACACUUUAGAAAAACCUACAAGAUGGCCCUCACGUGCGAGUAAGGUGUUGAGUUAUCCUUAAAACACGAUUCCCCUGCAAAAAGACCAAUCAAAAAAUGAAUACACUGGUGCUAAAAAAACCUACAAUCCCCAGAGAUUAAAAUACGCCCUUGCAGUAUAGUCGGGGUAACCGAAUAUCCAACACCAAUGGUGUGAUGCAACUUUGAAAAGUGAAUUAUUAACUCAUUAGAUAAAGAUAAAGGAGAUCAUGUUUUUGUUUCAAAAGGGUUGUUACUUGGCAAGUAUGUGACGAGUCGUUUGUUAGCAUGAAUCGGAAAAUGUAUGAUUUGACUUCAAAUUUUCAUAGAAGUGAGGUUUGGGGGGAAUUAUGGGAAUUAAAAAAGACAUUAUGGUGGUAUUGGUUUUAAAUUUCUACAAAUAGGAAAAUUGAACCGAAAUCUCAAUUCUCGUGUUAUUUUCUAAUAAGUUAGAUAUUAAAUUUUUUAAUCUAAAAUUUACAUAAAAAUCUCCCGUCCAGAAGAUCUGCUCAUAUUCAUGUAUUGAUUGCUUUACCUCCCCAAUCCUCAUCCAUCUUUCUGUCAUCUCAUAUUGCAUUAUAUCUCUUAUAUGUAUAUAUGUAUAAAAUUAGACAAAUAUUUCUAUCCAAGAUGUCAAAUCUUCAUCACAAAAUCUCAAACUCACAACUUUUAUCUAACACAAGGCUUACCUAAGAUAUUCUAAAUGCAAUGUUGGGUAGUUUAUGUUUUGAAUAGAGAGGUAGGAAAUCAUAGUGAUAGACAUAUAGUCCCAAAGGAGUCUACGAAUCAAAUCAAAAUUUCAAUAUAACAUUCAUACUCUUGGUAGUGUUUCAUAAAAAUUGUAAAAUUGUACCGUAGGUUCUAAAAAAAAAAAAAAAAGUCAACAAUAAGAUAUCUAAUGUUUAAACAAUAUUUCAAUAGUUUCAUAUCAUUAAAAAUCAUCUAUCAAUUUAAACUCUGAUAAGACCGCUUGUACCGUCCGUAUGAUACCGUUUUACAAACACGAAGUGUUUCACCAAAUGGUAAAUUGAAAGGGACAUGGUUGGUCAUCCCAAUAUUGACCAACAAUAGGAGUUUACUUCUCAACACGUUAUUCCCUUUCAUCUCCUCCUCCUAUUUCGGAGCGAGACUAACAAACCCUCCAACCCAAGUAACUGACAUUUCCUUCCCCAAAACCACCUGAGGCCAGGAAAAACAAGAACAAAAAAAACCUCAGAAGGGCGGGUGGCGGAGAUCCAAAUACAAAGGGAAAAAUACGCAACCCCUCUUUUGCCUCUGUGCUUUCUUCUUCCCCCCCGCCUUUUCACCUUCCCUUCUUCUCCAUUUCCCUGGUCUGAAUGAGUCUGUUCGACAGGUUCAGAUCUCAGGCCCCAUCCACUCCGAAAUCAGCGACGAUGCAGAAGAGCCGCUACGACUCCGACCAGUAUUUCCAGGAAACCAACCAAGGUCAGGCAACAACCACCACAAUUCAGAGUCAGACGGCAAUGGCGGAGACGACGAGGACGCAGACGGCCUUGUCGGAGGUGGCGGAGGCGUUCGAGGAGCUGGCGGAUCACUUGAGAAAAUCCAGGAGAAAGAAGAACGCGGAAUCGCCGGAAGAAGAAGAAGAAGGAGAAGAGGUAGUGGAAGAAGAAGAAGAAGAAGGAGAAGGAGAGCUUCGAUUGGAUUCCUUCUGCCAGGCAUGCUCUUUGGUCUCCGUUCUCUUCAGCUGCCUCGGUCUCGCUUUUAAAUUCGCCGAGACAGAGUACGUCGCCAAGGUGCGUGAUCUGGUGGAAGCGUCGAAGACGUUCGAGAAUCUGCAGAAUGUGGUGGAUGUGGAUGCCGCCAACGGGACGGUGAGAACUGCGGGCAGUCAUUCGAGAAACUUGCGCCGAGUUCGUCAAGGUCUCGACCUAAUCAGGGGAAUCUUCGAACAGUUUCUCGCAUCCGACGACAAUUCGUUGAAGGAUGCUGCGACCACAGCUUACGCGCAAAUCUGCGCUCCUUACCACACCUGGGCGAUACGGACCGCGGUUUACGCAGGAAUGUACACGCUUCCUACGCGGGAGCAGCUUCUGGCGAGGCUGGAAGAAAAUGAGCAAUCAGCGGAGAAGAAGAUGAAUCGAUACAUCCAGGCUUCGCUUCCAGUGAUCCAGUACAUCGACAGGCUCUACACUUCCAGGAAUAUCACCUUGGAUUGGUGAACUAACUUCCCGUCCACAAGUUCUUGUGAAUUUUGAAUGGCUGCAGCUAGCUCUCUCCCCUGUUGCUUCAAAAACAGAGCAACUCAUCCCCCACGACCAUUCCGCCGGCCGGCAUUUCGGCAAAUUUGUUGUAUUUUUACCACCUGUAACUUGGUUGCAACUUGCAAACCACAUUCUUCACCAUAUUAGACUCUUAGGAUUCUUUUUGUAAACAAAAUCACUUCAAAUCUUUUUGUAGACAACACCAAUAUCAUAUGUAACUUGUGUGUACAUAAGAACAGUUAGUUGUCUACAGAGAAAGCAAUAUUUGCAAGGUUGUUUCAAGAGAACUCAGAAAGAAAUGAUUUUUGAAUAG
Linum trigynum is the source of this 2610-nucleotide messenger RNA. NCBI's taxonomy places the organism in Eukaryota, Viridiplantae, Streptophyta, Magnoliopsida, Malpighiales, Linaceae. The record is from the annotation of a GenBank genome assembly.